AUUUCUCUACUUCAAAAACUUAAGUUGGGGGCUUAGUAUUCCAAAAUAAUGAGAUGUUUUAAAGGUUUUGUGAAAUAAAUGUCAUUAAACUGUAAAAAGCAUAUAUGCACAAAAGAUGUAUAUUUCUUCCAUAGGAGAUGCACCCUUAAAGGAUAUCACUGAUCCUAUUUUCAGAGCAUCCUGGAUAGCUCAAAAAGUUAAGUUGGCCAAAACACAAUAUAUGGAUGGAAUUAAUAUAGACAUAGAGCAAGAAGCUAAUUGUUUAUCACCGGAAUAUUAUGCAUUAACCACUUUAGUCAAAGAAACCACAGACUCUUUCCAUCGUGAAAUUAAGGGAUCACAGGUAACCUUUGAUGUAACUUGGUCUCCAAAGUGCAAAGACAGGUGCUAUAAUUAUGCUGGAAUUGCAGAUGCUUGUGACUUUCUCUUUGUGAUGUCUUAUGAUGAACAAAGUCAGGUCUUGUCAGAAUGUAUUGCAGCAGCCAAUGCUCCCUAUAAGGAGACAUUAACUGGGUAUGAUGACUACAUCAAGAUAGGCAUUAGCCCUAACAAACUUGUAAUGGGUGUUCCCUGGUAUGGUUAUGAUUAUACCUGUCUAAAUCUAUUAGAGGAUUGUGUUUGUACCAUUCCAAAAGUCCCUUCCUGGAGGGCUUCUUGUGGUAUUACCUCAGGACGUCAGGUGCCCUAUAAAAUAAUUAUGAAGCAAGUAAAUAGUUCUAUUUCUGGAAGCCACUGGGAUAAAGAUCAGCAAGCUUCUUAUUAUAAUUAUAAAGAUUCUUCUGGCCAUUUUCAUCAAGUGUGGUAUGAUAACCCUCAGAGCAUUUCUUUAAAAGCAGCAUACAUACAAAAGCAUGGCUUGCGAGGCAUUGGCAUGUGGCACGCAAAUUGUCUUGACUAUUCUGGAGAUGCUGUGGCCAAACAGCAAACUGAAGAAAUGUGGAAAGUCUUAAAACCAAAGCUGUGACAGAUAAUAGUUUUGUCAAACUAUUAAGAUUUAGAAAAAUAAUCAGUAUAAAUCAGUUUCUUGAAGAGAUAAAAAUGUACACAUUUAAAUGUACACAUUUUUGUCAUGUCAUAGUUAUUCUACUUAAAAGCAGAUAAAGAAAUGCUUUGGUUGUCUAAAAACAAAGGUAAGAAAUCAACUUACUAUAUUAUUUUUCUAUGUUUAGUAUAAUUGGGAAAAAUUUUCAGAAUUUUAUUAUGCUAAUUUAAAAAAUAUGUAUAAUUUGAAGUGGAAAUUAUUUGCUCAGAGUAGAUUUUUAAAAACCUAGACUAUGAGAAGCCAUUUGCUCUAUACUUUUUGUUCAAUAAAUUUAUUUAGGUUCAUCAAGCUGAUGUGAACAAUUUUUCUCUUCCUGAUUUCAUAUAGUUCUCUGAUGCACUUCAAUUAAACUCACAAGUCUCCAGGGUGGGGGGGAAAGGAUUAAAAUACAAGAUAAUAUUUUGAAUUAGUAGGUUAGAGCUACCUAAUAUUUUUCACUAAAAUUAUUUUUAUGAGUUUAUAGCAGAAACUUUACCUUUCUAAUUAUUCUUUCAUUUAUGAACAUCUAAUAAUUUAUUUCUUAGUUUAUAUAUGCAUUUUACUUUUAAUUAAAGACAUUGGUUUCUCAAUU
This is a messenger RNA of Mirounga angustirostris (Northern elephant seal), 1613 nucleotides long. RefSeq names its product chitobiase (gene CTBS). The transcript has 5 exons. Gene Ontology annotation, molecular function: chitinase activity; chitin binding. Gene Ontology annotation, biological process: oligosaccharide catabolic process; chitin catabolic process. Bases 116 to 964 code for a protein of 282 amino acids. Lineage: Eukaryota; Metazoa; Chordata; Mammalia; Carnivora; Phocidae. The record is from RefSeq and is a predicted model, not a curated record.